This is a messenger RNA of Aspergillus saccharolyticus JOP 1030-1, 1419 nucleotides long. Its product is annotated as ribosomal RNA processing 1 family protein. The record is from RefSeq and is a predicted model, not a curated record. NCBI's taxonomy places the organism in Eukaryota, Fungi, Ascomycota, Eurotiomycetes, Eurotiales, Aspergillaceae. Gene Ontology annotation, biological process: rRNA processing. The transcript is spliced from 3 exons. The coding region runs from base 176 to 1240 and encodes 354 amino acids. Gene Ontology annotation, cellular component: preribosome, small subunit precursor; nucleus; preribosome, large subunit precursor.
CUUCAAGUCCGUCCGUAUCGCGCGACCAACCGUCUCACCCAGGACCAGCAUAAUUCUUCUUGAGUGGUCAGCAUCAUCGCAGUGCCCUCCAGCAAUACCCAAAAAACCAAUUGAUCUCCACACGUCGGACAACGGCGCUCUCAACACUUUCAGUACUGCGUGCAACCUGCCCACCAUGGCAGACGUCGGCAAAACUCCUUUCAUCAAGGAGCUCGCAUCCAGCGACAAAAAACUCCGCGACAAAGCCACCAACAGCCUAACGCUCUUCCUCCGCGCGAAGACCGACCUCACCAACCUCGAGCUCUUGAAACUCUGGAAGGGACUGUUUUUCUGCUUCUACCACUCCGACCGCCCCCUAACCCAACAAGCCCUAGCGCGCACCCUCUCCUACAACCUCGUCCCAACCCUACCAUCCACGACGGUCCACAAGUUCCUGCGCGCGUUCUGGACGACCAUCGGCCGGGAUUUCCACUCGAUCGACCGCCUCCGAUUGGACAAGUACUUGUUCUUGAUUCGGUGUUAUGUUGGUGUCGGUUUCGAAGUCUUCCUCAAACAGAACCAGCAGAGCAAGAGCCGAAAUGGUGCUGAGGAGGGAGUUGCGGCUGGAGGAGCCGGGGGCAAGCGCAAGCGCGAGGAAGACCUGAACAGUAGCAAAAAGGGCGGGAAGAAGCGCAAGGGGAAGGGUCAGCAGCAGCAACAGCAACAACAACAAACAGACUCAAAACCACAGGAACUUACGCAAGAGGAGGAGGAGAAGGAGCAGGGGGUCGAUAAGGAAAAAUGGGGGCCGCUGGAAUCCUACCUCGCGAUUCUCGAGGAUGGCCCGCUCUGCCCCCUCAACUUCGAUCCUGAUCAACCGGCCGCCAACGAGGCGGAGGACUACAUCCCCAUGCCGCACGGGCCGGAUGGACUGCGCUACCAUGUCCUGGAUAUCUGGGUGGAUGAGUUGGAGAAGGUGCUGGAGUUUGAGGAGAUCACCGAUGAGGAAACGGGCACGACAGUCCGCAAACCAGUCGGGGAUGUGCCGAAGGAGUUGCUGUUGCGGCCGCUUGAGCGGUUGAGGAAGGAGAGUCCCUAUAAACCGGUGCGCAUGCGGGCGGCGGAGGCGCUGGAGGAUGAGCGGCUGGUUGAAUGGGGGUGGAAAGAGCGUCGUAAGGUUGACAGUGAUAGUGAUGAUGAUGAGGAGGACGACGAUGAUGAUGACGAGGAUGCGGAGUGGGGUGGUUUUGGAGACGACUAGAUGAUACGACUCGAACACAUACACUAUGCCCAAAAGUUCUUGCUUGAUCACUAUGGGUUAGGAUCGGAGUCUGGUUUUUUACACUUGUUCUACGUAGACUUGCAUAUCUUGUUAUUUCAAUUCUCCGAUCUUGAGAUGCGGAGUUUGAACUUCCUGUUUGAUAAUUCUUAUAUAACAAU